AACCGGCGGGGGCGGGGCUUGCCGUAGCGGAAGUUCUGGAGCGAGGCGCCGGCCCCUUGGGCCUCCUCAAGCCGCGGUGUACUCCACCGGCCCCCUGUGGCCUCUCCGUCCGCGGCGGGUCUGUCCCUCCUUCUGUCUCCGGGUGCCCACGUACCCCCCACCUCCGACCGCCGUUCCCGUGUACCCCGCCCCCCGCCGAACCCCAGAGUGCCCACGGCCUCCAGCCUGGGUCCUGAGCCUUCUUCCCCCGUCCCUCCGCGGACCCCGGCCGCGCAGACCCCUCCUCCCCACCGGAGAGGGCGGGCACGUAAGGGCUCCGGGCUGGGCCUGGGGUGAGGCCUGGGCCGCGUGGAGGGGAGGUCUCAGGGUCGGGAGCAGGGCUGUGGCAAGAGCUCUGGGCCUUUCCUUCGCCCCCGGCGUAGCAAGGCCGGGCCCUGAGAGCGUGCCCGCAGUGCUGGCUGAGGGCUGAUGCCCCUGGAACCGUUUGAGAAGGCUGGCAGCGGCGUGGAGUCUGUGCAGGAGGCUGCCGAAGGCUUUCCAGGCUCCCGAGGUGGGGUCGGCAGGGGCAGAGAGGACAGUUCGGGAGGCUGGUGUGGAGAAGCGCUGCGGCGGGAGCUGGGGGAUCCACUCCACCCAGAGGAGUCAGUGAUGCCUGAUCUUUGGCUGGAAGGUGACCCUAGCAGACCCUGAUACUGCCACCAUCUGCCCCCAGGGACUCAGAUCUCAGAGGUGUGGACAAGCAGCCUACUAGGGCUAGAGAUGGACAGCAGGAAACUGUCCCCCCAGGGGAAGAAGCUGGAGUCGCACCUCUCCGAAGAGCACAGGCGGCCCCCACUGGGCCUGACAGCAGCCUGGGGCCAGCCCAGUAUCCAGAGCAGCGUUCAGCAGGGACUGCAGACUCAGGACUGGGUGUGCGAGCCGCCGGAACGCAGGCGCCCGGGCCGCCACUGGAGCGUCAGCAUCGACGAGCGCCGGCGGCUGGCCACGCUGGGCGGCCGGGAGAGGCCGGGCGCCGCCGGGGCCCAGCUGCCCUGCAGGGACGUCGUGCAGAUGGUAGCCCAGCUGGUGUCGGAGGACGUGGACAAGGACGUGCUCCUUCCCCACCCGCUGAGGUCUACCGAGUCCACCAACGCCUUCCAGGCCUUCCUGGCGCGGAGUGCGCCUUUCUGGCAUAAUGCAACUUUCGAGGCCUCGAGGUCACCCCCUUCCUAAGAGCCCCAUUCAGCCCA
Molecule: messenger RNA, 1229 nt
Organism: Gorilla gorilla gorilla (western lowland gorilla)
Lineage: Eukaryota; Metazoa; Chordata; Mammalia; Primates; Hominidae
Gene: TEX22
Product: testis expressed 22
Exons: 4
Coding region: 760-1212 (150 amino acids)
Source: RefSeq, a predicted model, not a curated record